GGCCCGGAGAGGCCUCGGGGCGCGGGGGGCCGCAGUGUGGCGGCGGCGGUGGUGGAGCGCAGCAGCCAGGGCCAUGCCCGCCAAGAAGUCGUUCCGCCGGCGGAGGGAGGACUCGGAGGAGGAGGAGGAGGACGAGCAGGUGGCGGAGGAGGUCAGGUUAAAACUUGAGGAAACCAAAGAAGUUCAGAGCCUCAGAAAGCGACCCAAUGGGGUGAGCGCUGUAGCUCUGCUUGUGGGAGAAAAGUUGCAAGAAGAAGCAACACUUGUGGAUGACCCGUUUAAGAUAAAAUCUGGGGGAAUGGUGGACAUGAAGAAGCUGAAAGAAAGAGGCAAGGACAGGAUUAAUGAAGAGGAAGAUCUAAACUUGGGAACUUCCUUCUCAGCUGAAACCAACAGGCGGGAUGAAGAUGCUGACAUGAUGAAGUACAUUGAGACGGAGCUGAAGAAGAGAAAGGGAAUUGUGGAGAACGAGGAGCAGAAGGUGAAGCUAAAAAAUGCCGAGGAUUCUCUGUACGAGUUGCCAGAGAACAUCCGUGUCUCCUCUGCCAAGAAGACUGAGGAGAUGCUGUCCAACCAGAUGCUGAGCGGCAUUCCCGAAGUGGACCUGGGAAUUGAUGCAAAAAUAAAAAACAUCAUCUCAACUGAAGAGGCCAAGGCCAAGCUGCUGGCAGAGCAGCAGAACAAAAAGAAAGACAGUGAAACUUCCUUUGUUCCCACCAACAUGGCUGUUAACUAUGUCCAGCACAAUAGAUUUUAUCAUGAGGAGCUAAACGCACCAGUGCGAAGGAACAAAGAAGAGCCAAAGCCCCGUCCACUGAGAGUGGGGGAUACGGAGAGGCCAGAACCUGAGCGGUCUCCUCCAAAUCGCAAACGUCCGCUCAAUGAAAAAGCAACUGAUGAUUAUCACUAUGAGAAAUUCAAGAAGAUGAAUAGGCGAUACUGAUGAACAUGGGCUGAAGUCUUUGCAGUUGCUCUUAAUUUCCUCCAAUAAAGGAUUUUGUGUCAGUGACCUGAAAUGGAUGUGCGGAGAGUCACUACCUUCACAUGCUGGUGUUACCUACGAAGCUUUUCUCGUGACCCUGUAGUGAAUCACUUGGCAGGUGAUCGUGAACUCUUUGGUCCAUAAAAUCUUGUAUAUAGGUUAUUUUUAGUUACAAACCUUUUAGAAGAACGUGAGCUUUCAUGGUUGGCAUUCUUUCACCCUCUUAAAAAAUAGUAAAAGAAGAGAUCCUUUAAAAGCAGCAGUGCUGUUUGCCUUGUAAGAAUAAAGGGAAGGGUUUUGCUGGAAUUGCUGGUUUGCUGGAAUGUAGCUUUGUUGGGGACUUUGCCUUUGUUCCCAAGGGCCUGAGCUCUGCAGAGUGUGUAAGGCUGAGACGCUGCAGCCGUGUGUUCGGUGCCGCUGCUCCUCAGCCUGGAUUGCAAGUGCUCGGGGAGAAAUCAGCGCUGGCUGUGCCUGGUGCUGCCUCGCCGGGCCCGUCCUCAGCGCAAGGAACGAAGCAGAUACACAGCGCCGGGGAUUUUAUAUCAUGCGCCGUGUCGUUUUGUAUCUUUUUCCCCCUGUAGACUUACUUCUGUAGCCAUUCGCUGCAUUUUAUUUUAGCUAAGAAGAGAACUUGAUCAGGUUGUUAACUGUUGGAUUUGAGGAAAAUCUCACUUUCAGCUCUCAGGACAGGGUCGCUAUGGCAGCUGAUGAAGAAGCCAGAGGCCCCGCAGCCAGUGUCAGCCAUGUCUGCCCAGGAGGUAUGAUGUGUGGGAGUUUGAAGGCAAGAUUUGUAACCUGAAAAUAAUAAAAGUGUUUUUAAGUGCU
Messenger RNA from Chroicocephalus ridibundus (black-headed gull), 1807 nucleotides. RefSeq names its product chromosome 15 C9orf78 homolog (gene C15H9orf78). Bases 74 to 943 code for a protein of 289 amino acids. Gene Ontology annotation, biological process: mRNA splicing, via spliceosome. The transcript has 9 exons. The record is from RefSeq and is a predicted model, not a curated record. Gene Ontology annotation, cellular component: spliceosomal complex. NCBI's taxonomy places the organism in Eukaryota, Metazoa, Chordata, Aves, Charadriiformes, Laridae.